GGGUCACCCAGUGCUACUGGGCUGGCUGGGCUCGGCUAUAAAACAGAGCCAAGGCAGCGCAGCCGGCUCAGAGGCGAGGCUGAAUUCUGCAGGCGACAAGGGACCCGCAGGCAGCCUCUGCUACCUCCUGCGUUGUUGUUUUUCUGGAAUACAGAACCGACCUCGGGAGCAAGAUGUGCAAGGGACUCGCUGCGCUGCCAGCCACUUGCUUAAAAAGUGCCAAAGAUAUGAAGCAUCGUCUGGGCUUCUUGCUGCAGAAGUCAGACUCCUGUGACUACAGUUCUUCCCAGGGCAAGAAGGAGAAAAUAUCUUCAAGCCAGAGGGUUAGCCAAGAGGAAAUCAGAAAGUGGGCAGACUCCUUGGAAAACUUGAUCCAUCAUGACAGAGGACUGGCUGCUUUCCGUGCUUUUCUCAAGUCUGAGUACAGUGAGGAAAACAUCGAGUUCUGGGUCAGUUGUGAGGACUACAAGAAAACCAAGUCACCAGCCAAGCUCAGCCCCAAGGCCAGAAAGAUCUAUGAUGAGUUCAUCUCGGUGCAGGCAAUAAAAGAGGUGAACCUGGAUUCAUGCACACGGGAGAAGACGAGCCACAAUAUGCUGGCACCUACGCUGUCCUGCUUUGAUGAGGCUCAGAGGAAAAUAUUCACCCUCAUGGAAAAGGAUUCCUACCGCCGUUUCCUCAAGUCCCCCUACUACCUGGACUUGGUCAGCCCACCUGGUGCUGGCUGCGGGCCUGAAAACUGCAAAAGAAGCCACACUCACACUUUAGACUGCAACUCCAACAUCAUCUCUCAGUGCGCCUGAGCCUGCAGCAAGGCAGGAACGGGCUGGGCUCUUGUAAGAAUAUACGGCAGCAAAAGCAUUCAUUGGCAUGAAGCAACAGAGCUGUCUCCAAUAGCUGUCUAAUGUCUCAGUUGUAUCCCAUGUCGUGCGACAGCCAGCAUUUGUAACCCAAGCCAGGCUCAGUUUGUGUAGCAAACCCUCCUCUGACCCACCGGUGUAGGACCCCGGAGUCUGUGUCUGGCGUGGAGGCUGGGGGCAGGCACUGCAUGUCUGCUGGGCUCCUGGGGAGCCGAGCGAGCCCCGGGGCCGGGGGGGAGCACACACUCAGCACCAGCACUGCCCAGCAAGGGGCCAGGCUGCAGUGGGACACCUCGCAAGGGGCAGGGGCCAGAGGAAGCCAAGGGAGGCGUUGGGGACUGUGAUCUCCCCUUUCCAAUCAGCAAAAGCUUAGAUAGAAAGGACUUGCUCUGGUCCUUAGCUGUUCAUAUAGCUCCCAAAUGUCUCAGCUCUCAGUAGUAUUUGCUCAGAACUCAGGCUGUGCCACAUUACAGUAGUCAGACAUUGGGAGAGCUCCUACUCUUUCUUGAAGGGAGACCCGAACUUCUCAGACAAACAGCCUCCCUCGAUCACCACAGCCACAAUCGCUGGGAAACUCUCCCCUCUCGCCGCUUCUCCCUCCAUAGCAUCUAGCUUAUGCUGGCCAAGGAUCUUUCCUAGGGCUGUACAGAGCUAUUAUUUGGGGGGGGUGGAGUUAUGGUUUCAUAUGUUAUUAAAUGUGUCCUUCAUGCUCCCAGGUUAAAUACUGUAGCUGAGCAGAAGAGAAAUGUGUUCCUUCUCUCCCAGGCUGGCAAGUGUAUAUUGCUGACUCUGGAGUGCCAUUUGGAUUAGAAGUUUGCCUGCCCUGGCUUGUAUGGAGCAGUUUGUGAUGGAGUAGGACCACAAGCACAACAGCUGGGGAAGAAGGGGAGUACUUGAAAAUGUCUUUUUUUUUUUUUUUUUAAUGUUAUUUAUGUGAGUUUGUAUUUCAGUAGUAGCAUGACUCACUUUUUUCCUGAAGAUGGGAGGAGAAAUGUGUCAGUCUCAUUACUGCUCCUGGGCUCUGCCAGAAGGCAGCUUUUUAAGCACUGCAGCUAGACAUGGCCUUCACUGGGGGCUUUGGGACUGCCACUGACCUGCCGCUGGAGGCACAAGAAAUAGAUGCAGAGCUUGCUGUCUUGGGCUACACUACCGGGUAUCGCGCUCUCCCCCAGCCCUUGGGCUCCCCUUAGUUGGAUAUUGCUGCUCUGACAACUGUGUAUUCCUCGCUCUGCGUCCCAGUCCAGACAACAGUGCUCACACCGGGGUUCUGACGUGGCAGGAGGAGGCUGUGGUUCUCCAGUAGGUACUUCCAUGCCCACAGAGAAGCAUCUCUUCUAACAUUUGCAACAUUUUGUAUUUAUUCAGUUGUACUGACACAUACCACCCUGCAUGUUCAGCUGAAGUGGAGAGGCUUGCUGAAGCUCUGAACAUAGCCAAGCAUGUGGUUAUGUUUUAUUUUCCCCUGGUACUGGGAACUUGAUAACUAUUGCAAAAACUGUAUUGAUAUUUAAAUAAUGAUGAAAACAUUCUAAAUAAAAAUGUUUGCAUUAGUCCCUUCUAAAA
Molecule: messenger RNA, 2423 nt
Organism: Tyto alba (common barn owl)
Lineage: Eukaryota; Metazoa; Chordata; Aves; Strigiformes; Tytonidae
Gene: RGS4
Product: regulator of G protein signaling 4
Exons: 5
Coding region: 174-803 (209 amino acids)
Source: RefSeq, a predicted model, not a curated record